AAAAAAAAAAAAAAAAAAAAAAACGAGUUCCUAGUUUUCAGAGAGAACGUCGAAAAGCUCUCUUCCGUGAAGCACUUUAAAUUCCAAGACGGAAGGAAUAGAGGAUGGACUGACAGAAAUAGAGGAUGUUGCACGUUGAAUAAUUAUACGUUCGUCCGGAGGCGAGAGCCACUUUACUUUGAUCGAGUCUGUUUCGUUAUUCGAGGAGUCGAAUGAGAUAAAGACAGGAGAAAACGUGCAUUUAUUCAGACUGGUUAAUUGGAUAGUAUUUUUAAAUUUUUUUUUUUUUUUUUUUUCUUUGGACGUUUUCGUUACGUCGACGUGGUGGGUGACGUAUCUGUCAGUAGAGGCUAAUCUUAUACAGCGAAUGGUAUUAAAAGUUUCAUCUGGUUCCAGGUAUAUUUGGUACGACUGUACGUUGCUCCAAAUUUAUAUUGUGCUAAUUAUACCUUGGGACGCUGCUCUAACGUAUGGUUUGUCACCUUACGAGAAACGAGCAAACUCGAUGGUAACUAAACUCGAUAUUCCAGAUUCAUUUGUGCACUUCGAUAAAUUCAACUGAAAAGAAAAGUGCUCGUACAAGAGUGUGAUAGUUAAUUGAUAUUAUUAUUAAUCUUUUUUAAAUAAUUAAUAAAAAGAAGCGCUUGGAUCUUAAGAAAAGUGACUCCUCUACGAUACAAGAGUCUAUUUUAUAAUUUCGAUACGUAAUAUCGAUACGACAAGAGAUUCUGAAAUCGCUUGAACACAGUAUAACACUGAUGCUGAAAAUAGAUGACGGAGACGCAGUAUCGCAGAAUUGCCGUCUUUCCGCGAGCAACUAUGUAAUAUAUGUACGGAUUUGUGAAAUACUCUCCGAAAAUAUUUUCGUUCGCAUCGAGGGCGUUCGAUCAAUUUUUAUAACAAAUUACGUAAUAAAAAGUGGCCAACGGAUCGUCGAAUAGCUGAAUGUAAUAAAAUUCAACGGAAACAAGUAGAAUAGUGCUUCCAUCUUUCGCGAAAUCGAUCGACCGUUCGAAUGUGCAGCGGAACGACACUGAGAAAAGAACGACGACGGAUUUUCUUCGCAAGGGAGGCGAAAAACAGUUCUGCGAAUGGAUCUUCGCAACGAAAUCGAUUAAACGCUCGGGACGAUGAUGUUUUGCGGUGGAUAACAGCGUGGAGAAGGUUGAAAAAAAAGGUGCGACAUGUACGGGCGUCAAGGCGAUUCGAAUAACACGCAACCACCAUGGUCGGUGCGUGCAGAAGUUACGAUUCGCCAUAGUACACCGGUAACCUCGGAAUCUAGUCAAGUACCUGUAGGUAUAUCUUCGACUGUCACGGAUUCGGGCGGUGUUCGUAUGAUAUAUCGAUGGAAUACUACCAGUCAAUCGUCUCCAUCAACGCCGACAAUUCCAGUCAUCACGACUUCCGGACCAUCCGUAUCUUCUGGCUCGUUUGGCUUUCAGCGAGGAAACAUAUUGUUCACUUCGACACCACCACCAAAAACCGCGCAAGGAUCUUUCACGAUUCCAAGAUCAGGACCGUCUGGAAAUGAUGAGCAUACGCCAUCUAGAGGACGUGGCGCGAACUUCUCGGAUUCAGGCUACAACAGUGAGCGAUUUUCACCUAAUUCGUACUCUAGUUUGCCUGUUCGUCGACCUUCCCAACAAUAUAAUCGUCGAUGCAGGAGCACGUGCAGUAUUGUAUUGUCCGCUGUGGACAGUGCAGAUGGUUCAAAAGGGGAAAACUACAGCAAAAUAACCAGCAAUGAAACUGUCAAACAUUCGUAUGACAAUUCUUGGCGCCAUCCCUCGGCGUAUGUUUUCUCGCGGCAGCAAUUCACCACAGUACCGGAAGUUUGCGAGGACUGCCCGGAAGAUGGCGCUUCCAGUGCACAUGGAACGCAUUUUUGCAGUAGCGUAAAAGAGGAAGUUACAACAAAAUCGACCACGAUCAGCAAAGAUGCAUCUUCGCAAACGACGGAUAUAGAAUCCCGAGAAUUUUCGUCGAUAGUCGCUGAUAAAAACAAAGUGAGAAGGAGAGCUGCUACUGGUCUCCGUUCAUUGGACGAGCAGAAGAAAAAGAAGAAAGUCGAUCGCCAACCACAGCUUCAGAGACCACAAGCAUCGGUCCUUCAGCGGAAUCGGAAAAGUCUGAUUCCUCGACGAAAGAUGACAGUGCGAAGAAGAAAUCACGAACCGUGCAUAUCGACGUGUAUUGCACCGGGUCUGAUGACGACGAGAAUGUCGAUACAUCGAGUGAAAACGAAUGCGAAACUCCUAUGACCGUGUUCGAAAAUCCAGACGUGAAAGUGACGCAUACUCAGGUAGGGAGUAACGUUUUGCCCAGGGGAUUUCAAGAUGACAAGGCUUUUCUGAAACGUGCCACGGAACGACGAUGUGACAGUUUUAAACACGCACCGAUGAGAAUGCCCUCUAUAGCCAGUUCAAAAGGUUACGAUAGUGACGACGUUUUCAGCUCA
Messenger RNA from Apis dorsata (giant honeybee), 2461 nucleotides. RefSeq lists its product as uncharacterized. Lineage: Eukaryota; Metazoa; Arthropoda; Insecta; Hymenoptera; Apidae. The transcript is spliced from 2 exons. The coding region runs from base 1185 to 2264 and encodes 359 amino acids. The record is from RefSeq and is a predicted model, not a curated record.